Molecule: messenger RNA, 834 nt
Organism: Epinephelus moara (kelp grouper)
Lineage: Eukaryota; Metazoa; Chordata; Actinopteri; Perciformes; Serranidae
Exons: 2
Coding region: 1-834 (277 amino acids)
Source: RefSeq, a predicted model, not a curated record
AUGAGUGGCACCACUGCACCCCCAACGGCUGUGCUCGGCCUGGGUUUGGACGUCAGUGGUCGGUGGCAUCAAAGAGCCGUCCAAAAGAGCAGAGCUUUGGUCCAGACCUAUCUGCUCACCAGCUCUGUGCACCCUCCACCCACAGCAGGAGGAAGCAAGGGGACCAGGACCCCCGUAAGGCUGCCCUCACUGGUCGCUACAGCCAAAGGGCCCCGCAGGCGAAGCAGCAUGGCUCGUCUCAGCCUCAGUGAGCCGUCCCUCCUCACCCCAAAUGAGAGCAUCCUUUUCGAGGGAUUCUCAAGCAACCGUCACCCCAGUGUUUUACAAAAGCGACCCCCACCUCCUCCACUUUCCAAGUCAUCAGUCCUGCUCCCCUGCAAGACCUGCCACCCAUCAGGGACCAGCCAGCCCCACCAGCAGCAGAACAACCAGCAGGUCCAAAGCUGCAGCAGACCAGCCUAUAUCCACUUCUCCCAGGCCAUCCAGCCAUCCACCAAGCCAAAACCAGCGAGACGUCAUUCACACAACCCUGCCCUGAGCCCAGAGAUGGUCCAGGGUGAUCUCCGACCUUUAGUGAUGCAGUAUCGCAACUCACCGUCCCAGGGAGAGCCUUUGUCUAUCAUUGGGAAGCCUUGUCUCCCGAGCUGCAGUGAACGCCCCUCUCUAGCUGCAGGUUCAGCUCGCACUCAGCUUCAUGUGUUUCUGCCCACAGAGGCUGAAGGAGAGGAGGUGGACAGUGAGUCUGUGGAUGAAGGCUUCAUGGACGAGUUGGACAGUAAGAUAACUUCUCUGAAGCUCCAGCAGGGAGCAUCAAAGACACUUACAUACCACUAA